AUGUCCGGCUCCGAGACGCCAGGCGGCCUGGAGGCGCGCAUGACGUCGAUGUCCCUGUCGGGACACGACAAAUCCAACACAAAUGCAUCGAAUGGUGCUGGUGGAGCAACGGCACUGACCAACGCGACGUGGCUCGCGGCUCAGCAGCAGAAAGCGGCCCAUAAACCCUUUCAGCCUCGUCCUCUCAAGAUGGUGGCAAGCAUGGAUGGCAAGAUUGCCCCGCGUGCUCCCUUGACGUCGAAGCAUGCUGUUGGAAAUGUGCCUGCACCUACUUCGACCGAAAAGAGGGUCGUGCGCACACCCAGCCUGUCCUCGACGCGGCCUCCACCGCGCGAGGAGAAAAAGACGGCGCAUGCCGUGCCGCGUACGCACACUCAAGAGCCCCAAUUCGACCUCGGACGUUACGAUGGUGGUCUUGAGCGUGACGAGAACAAGGGCCGGCGAAAUACCUCGGCCAAGACAAGUGGAGACAGCGACACGCUUGCUAUGGACUCGUCCAUGGACGGCUUGUCUCACCAGCCGACUCGCCAAUGGAGCUUGUCGCAGUUUGAGAUUGGCCGUCCACUCGGGAAGGGCAAGUUUGGACGUGUAUACCUGGCGCGAACCAAGGCCGCGACCUCGUCCAAACUCAACAACCAAGGCUAUGUCGUGGCGCUCAAGUGCGUCUACAAGAAGGAGCUCAUGGAAAACAAGGUGGAUCUGCAGCUGCGUCGCGAGAUUGAAAUCCAGAUGAACCUGCGCCACCCCAACGUCCUGCGUAUGUUUGGGUACUUCCACGACCAGGGCCGUAUCUUUAUGAUGCUCGAGUUUGCCGGGCGUGGCGAGCUCUUCAAGAUCCUGUCCAAGAUCCCCGACCGUCGUUUCGACGAGCGGACCGCGGCACGCUACAUUUCUCAAAUCGCCGAUGCGCUUCAAUACCUGCACUCUAAGCACAUUAUCCACCGCGACAUCAAGCCUGAGAACCUCUUGGUCGGUAUUCGUGGCGAAGUCAAGAUUGCCGACUUUGGAUGGAGUGUGCACGCGCCCGGUAACUGCCGCGGCACGCUGUGUGGUACACUGGACUAUCUCCCUCCCGAGAUGGUGGAAGGCAAGAAACACAGCGGUGCCGUGGAUCUCUGGGCCAUGGGCGUUCUGACUUAUGAGUUUUUGGAAGGGGUUCCGCCCUUUGAGGACCUGAAAGCGGUGCAAACGACAUACAAGCGCAUUGCAUCUGUGGAUCUCCAUAUACCGUCGCACUUUAGCGAGGAAGCCAAGGACCUGGUCCGCUCGCUUCUCAAGUACAACCCCGCGGAGCGUCUGCCGCUGUCCAAGGUGCUCCGGCACCCCUGGAUUAUGCGUCACGAUCCCGAAGCGCAUAUUCGCGCUGCGCGUUUCUGUCCUGAAAAGGUAUAG
Messenger RNA from Malassezia japonica, 1392 nucleotides. It is a transcript of the gene IPL1, whose product is annotated as non-specific serine/threonine protein kinase. Bases 1 to 1392 code for a protein of 463 amino acids. Gene Ontology annotation, molecular function: protein kinase activity; ATP binding. The transcript is spliced from 3 exons. Gene Ontology annotation, biological process: mitotic spindle organization; regulation of cytokinesis; protein phosphorylation. Lineage: Eukaryota; Fungi; Basidiomycota; Malasseziomycetes; Malasseziales; Malasseziaceae. The record is from RefSeq and is a predicted model, not a curated record. Gene Ontology annotation, cellular component: chromosome passenger complex; spindle midzone; kinetochore.